AAUAGCAGGAGCUGUGGCAGCGGCGAAAGGAAGCGGCUGAGGCGCUUGGAACCCGAAAAGUCUCGGCGCUCCUGGCUACCUCGCACAGCGGUGCCCGCCCGGCCGUCAGUACCAUGGACAGCAGCGCUGUCCCCGCGAACGCCAGCAAUUGCACUGAUGAUGCCUUGGCGUACUCAAGUUGCUCCCCAGCACCCAGCCCCGGUUCCUGGGUCAACUUGUCCCACUUAGAUGGCAACCUGUCCGACCCAUGCGGUCCGAACCGCACCGACCUGGGCGGGAGAGACAGCCUGUGCCCUCCGACCGGCAGUCCCUCCAUGAUCACGGCCAUCACGAUCAUGGCCCUCUACUCCAUCGUGUGCGUGGUGGGGCUCUUCGGAAACUUCCUGGUCAUGUAUGUGAUUGUCAGAUACACCAAAAUGAAGACUGCCACCAACAUCUACAUUUUCAACCUUGCUCUGGCAGAUGCCUUAGCCACCAGUACCCUGCCCUUCCAGAGUGUGAAUUACCUAAUGGGAACAUGGCCAUUUGGAACCAUCCUUUGCAAGAUAGUGAUCUCCAUAGAUUACUAUAACAUGUUCACCAGCAUAUUCACCCUCUGCACCAUGAGUGUUGAUCGAUACAUUGCAGUCUGCCACCCUGUCAAGGCCUUAGAUUUCCGUACUCCCCGAAAUGCCAAAAUUAUCAAUGUCUGCAACUGGAUCCUCUCUUCAGCCAUUGGUCUUCCUGUAAUGUUCAUGGCUACAACAAAAUACAGGCAUGGUUCCAUAGAUUGUACACUAACAUUCUCUCAUCCAACCUGGUACUGGGAAAACCUGCUGAAGAUCUGUGUUUUCAUCUUCGCCUUCAUCAUGCCCGUGCUCAUCAUUACCGUGUGCUAUGGACUGAUGAUCUUGCGCCUCAAGAGUGUCCGCAUGCUCUCUGGCUCCAAAGAAAAGGACAGGAAUCUUCGAAGGAUCACCAGGAUGGUGCUGGUGGUGGUGGCUGUGUUCAUCGUCUGCUGGACUCCCAUUCACAUUUAUGUCAUCAUUAAAGCCUUGGUUACAAUCCCAGAAACUACGUUCCAGACUGUUUCCUGGCACUUCUGCAUUGCUCUAGGUUACACAAACAGCUGCCUCAACCCAGUCCUUUAUGCAUUUCUGGAUGAAAACUUCAAACGAUGCUUCAGAGAGUUCUGUAUCCCAACCUCUUCCAACAUUGAGCAACAAAACUCCACUCGAAUUCGUCAGAACACUAGAGACCACCCCUCCACGGCCAAUACGGUGGAUAGAACUAAUCAUCAGUGCCUACCUAUACCUUCCCUGUCUUGCUGGGCUCUAGAGCAUGGCUGCUUGGUUGUGUACCCUGGACCACUGCAAGGACCUCUUGUCACAUAUGACCUCCCAGCUAUCCUUCACUCGUCCUGCCUUCGUGGAAAUACUGCUCCCAGCCCGUCUGGUGGAGCAUUUCUCCUGAGUUAAGCAUGAUUAUUUUUCAGUUGCCCGACACUGCCCUUGACUCCCUUCCAAAUUCGGCAUUUUCACAUCAGUACGGCUAUUGUACAGCCAGAUAGAAGAGAAAAGAAGCUAAUUGGAGGAGUUCUGUUCCAAGUAACUAAAAGGUUUGCUUAAAAAAUACAUCCAAUUAGGCCUUAUCUUCAUCGCUGCCUCUAUGAAGCAGUAUCAGUGUAAGAUAACAGCAGAAACACAUUAGCCCUGGAAUUGGCUGCUGUCCCAAAAUGCCCAACUGAGAGAACUGGACACAGAAGAGAGGCUGCCAGGAAAAGAGGGAAAGAUGCUCUGACGUAUUUAAAAAUUAAGAUAAAUCAAAGCUCCCUUUGGCUAAUCUCCACUGAUGUGUCAUCAUUAGAAUUAAAGCAGUUACAACCAGACAACUGUAACAAUACAUAAGCUGCUAGUGAUACUUUCAAUAAUAUAUCGACAUAAUAAAAUGACUUGAAGGAGAAAUUGGAGACUUGAUGGCUGUGUCUAUAGGACAUGUUAAAUUAGUUGUACAAAUCCAGAAUGUGACAAACAGGUGUUUGGUCGUUGUUUCACAUCAUGACCCAUCAUGUUGGAAAACAAGCUAAUAGGAUUUGCAUUUAACUUUUCAACUACUUGUUUGAAGUUUAUAUUGGUUGUGGAUGUUUAUGUUCUGCCUUAUGUAUUUGUACUUUCUUUGAGGAAUAUAUUAUACUCUAUAUGUCACAUUUCAAGCACAUUAGUCAACUUCAUAUUCUGCAGAUCAGAGAUCCAAUAUCAAACCUUCCCAGGGUGUCUGUAUUCUGACAACUGUCCACUGAGGCAAUUUCCAUACAGCGCAAAGUGGAGUGGCGAUUUGGCAGUUAUCAAGGUAAUUUGAUAAGCCAAUGAGAAAAUUCUGUGCCCAAAAUAAGCUUAGAGUCAUACUUACACAGUUAAGAGCUGCUCAGUCAGCUUUUGCUACAUUACAAAUCAUUCCAAAAUGUAGUGGCUAGAAGCAACCAUUUAUUUAGUUUACAAUUCUGUAGAACAGCCAUUGGAGCUGGGCUUGGCUGGACCGUUCUUCCAUAUUGGCUGGGCUUGCUCGGAGGGCAGCUGCCCGAUGGGCGGGUGGUCAGCUAGCUGAUCUACAUGGCCUCAGCAAGAAUGACUAGCUUCACAUGGACUCUUACCAUCUAGCAUGUUACCCCAGCCUUGUUCUCACGGUGGUCACAGAUUCCGAGAGAGAGAAAGAGAGAGAGAAAAGAGGAAAGCGUCUUUUGGCAUAGAGUAGGAACUGGCAUGCGGUCAUCUCUGUGGUUUUAUAGGUCAAAUAAAGUCAUCCUGCCAACCUAGAUUCAAAGGGUGAGAAAUUAGACUCCGUCUCUUGCUGAUAGGAUCUGCAGUCACAUUGCAAAAGGGUGGGGAUGUAGGGAGCAAACAAUUAUGACCACUUCUGCUAACAAUCCGUAGUAAGGACAUGCUGCAUGAGACAGGGAAGCCAUUACUUCCUGAGGACAGGAGCCAUG
This is a messenger RNA of Pan troglodytes (chimpanzee), 2965 nucleotides long. RefSeq names its product opioid receptor mu 1 (gene OPRM1). Gene Ontology annotation, biological process: neuropeptide signaling pathway; sensory perception of pain; G protein-coupled opioid receptor signaling pathway. NCBI's taxonomy places the organism in Eukaryota, Metazoa, Chordata, Mammalia, Primates, Hominidae. The transcript has 4 exons. Gene Ontology annotation, cellular component: plasma membrane; neuron projection. The record is from RefSeq and is a predicted model, not a curated record. Gene Ontology annotation, molecular function: beta-endorphin receptor activity; G-protein beta-subunit binding; neuropeptide binding. The coding region runs from base 114 to 1457 and encodes 447 amino acids.